Molecule: messenger RNA, 2110 nt
Organism: Gadus morhua (Atlantic cod)
Lineage: Eukaryota; Metazoa; Chordata; Actinopteri; Gadiformes; Gadidae
Product: tripartite motif-containing protein 16-like
Exons: 2
Coding region: 9-1499 (496 amino acids)
Molecular function (GO): zinc ion binding; protein binding
Source: RefSeq, a predicted model, not a curated record
GUCUAGGAAUGGCCUCUGUCUUCCCUUCCUGUUCUGAAGAGAACCUUUCCUGUCCCAUCUGUCUGGAGGUGUUAAAUUGCCCCGUUUCUACACCAUGUGGACACAACUUCUGUAGAACCUGUAUUGAAACAAGCUGGAGUGGCCAAUACUCCUAUAAAUGUCCUCUUUGCAAUAAGGUUUUUGAAAUAAGACCUGAUUUACAGGUCAAUUUCCUCAUCACAGAUCUGUCCGAUCAGUUUAGAUCACGCUUACAAGUGAAUGAGCAACACUGUGCUAAACCAGGAGAUGUUCCCUGUGACGUCUGUAAUGGGACCAAGCUGAAAGCUGUGAAGUCCUGCCUAGCGUGUCUCAUCUCUUACUGCCACACCCACCUGGAGCCUCAUCAGAGAGUCCCAGGCCUGAAGAGACAUCAGCUGGUCGACCCCAUGGACCGACUGGAAGACAGGAUUUGUAAGAAACACAGCCAGCUUCUGGAGCUCUUCUGCCAUACUGAACAGUUGUUUGUGUGUCAGUCCUGCAUAGUGAUGGACCACAAGUUCCAUCCUGUUGUACCUAUAAGGGAGGAAUACGAGGAGAAGAUGAAACUUCUGUGGAAGAUACAUUUUGGAGUUGAGCAGAUGAUCCAAGGCAGAGAACAACAGAUUCACGAGAUCCAUUCUGGAAUAUAUGUAACAGAGAACCAAGCCGAAAGCCUCAUUGUCGAGCUGGUGGAGGAAAUAACUUUACUGACCAGUGAAUGCUCAGAGAUGAUGCAGGUCUCACAGACUGAAGACCCCCUCCACUUCCUCCAGGCCUUCAGGAUCCCGGAGAAUCUGCUACACUUCAGGGACUGGACGACGGUGGAGGUCUGUCCUCAGCCAGACGUACGGACGGUGAGCAGAGCCCAGGUUCAGCUGGAGGAGACGCUGAACGUGAGGACGGAGAACCCACGAGACCUGAAAGCAGCCCUAGAGAAGUAUGCCCGUGAACUCACACUGGACCCAAACACAACCCACAGAGACCUCACUCUGUCUGAUGGCAACAGAAAGGUGACGUGGACAGGAAAAUAUCCUGAUCACCCAGAUAGAUUUGACACAUGGCCCCAGGUGUUGUGUAGAGAGGGUCUGACUGGCCGCUGUUACUGGGAGGUAGAGUGCGAAGGACUUGUUGAGGUAGGAAUGACAUACAUAGGAAUCAUUAGGAGAGGAAUGGUAGAUGGCAGCCGGCUUGGAUGGAACAACAAGUCCUGGAGUCUUCGUUGUUAUGGUAAUCGAUACACUGCCUGGUACAAAGGUAGUGUAACAGUCUUACAGCUCUCCCCCGCUGGCUCUAACAGAGUAGGAGUGUAUCUGGACCGGCCUGCUGGCUCUCUGUCCUUCUACAGAGUGUCCCCAGGUGGAGGAGGGUCCUCAGACACACUGACACACCUCCACACCUUCCGGUCCACCUUCACCCAGGAGGACCUCCUACCUGGCUUUCAUUUGAAGCCUGAUUCCUCAGUGUCUCUCUGUCGGUUGUAGCAACAUACAUAAACACACAAACAUACACACACACACACCGAGGUAGUCUGACGUCACGACCUCAGGGCCCCGGCGGCAUGGAGUGUGGAGGUCUGUCCGGCCAGCGGCGUUCCUAAUACCAGCGUCUGAGUGAGGGUGGAGAUUCCCGGACACCUUUAGUAUAUCGCUAGGGUUUGUGGGGCAUUUCACACACAUAAAUAUUAAAUAAAUAAAUAUUAUGAAAUUAAAACAAUACUACAUAUUAUUCUGUAUAUAUUUAGCUUCCUCUACCGUUAAAGAUAUUGAUAAAGGGUUAGGGUUAUAAUUUUAUUCAUUCAUUCAUUCUGUAGUAUGUCUGUAUGAAAAGCUUAUGAUUAUUUCUGUACAAACUCAAUCUCUGUCACUAUAUAUGGAACUGAUCUGUAUGAUUUCCUGGUCCUUAACUGGAAACAAACAGGGUCACAGGACGGAAUAGAUGGUGUACUAUAUGUGUUCAGGCCUUCACUCUUCAACCUAACAUGUACAUAAGAUGUGAUUCUUCUCAUCGACAGGACAAUAUUCCUUUUUGUUGUUUUGUUGUGACUACUAGAUGGGUGUGGGACUAAUUUCUUCAUACAUUUUUAUUAAUUAAU